AGAAUAAUUCUUCAUACUAAAUCAUCUAUAAAUACAUCUUUUCUCCUGCUAUAAUUUCUCAUCCCAAUCAUAUUAAUUACACAAGUUUGCUAUAUACAUAUACAUUAAAAGAUAUGAAAGGAACUAGUUUUCUUCUCACUCUGGCUAUAUUGGCUUUAGCAAUCUCUUUUGCUUCUGCCUAUGAUCCAAGCCCUCUCCAAGACUUUUGCGUAGCAAUAGAUGAUCCAGCCAAAGCUUUGUUUGUGAAUGGAAAAUUUUGCAAGAACCCAAAGCUGGCGAAUGCAGAUGAUUUCUUCUUAGCAGGGCUGAACAUUCCUGGGAAUACUAACAAUCCAGUUGGGUCAAGUGUGAAUGCUGUGGACGUGACCAAAAUUCCAGGACUCAACACUCUUGGAAUAUCAUUCGUUCGUAUUGACUACGCACCGUACGGCCAAAAUGCACCUCACACUCAUCCACGUGGCACAGAAAUUCUUACUGUAGUUGAGGGAACACUUUAUGUGGGUUUUGUUACGUCCAACCAAGAUGGAAACAGACUUAUUAGUAAGGUUCUAAACAAGGGAGAUGUGUUUGUUUUCCCAAUUGGAUUGAUUCAUUUUCAGGCCAAUAUAGGACACAUUCCAGCUGUGGCAUUUGCUGCACUUAGUAGCCAAAACGCUGGAACUAUUACCAUUGCUAACGCCGUGUUUGGAUCAACCCCACCUAUUAAUCCUGAUGUUCUUGCACAGGCCUUCAAAUUGGAAAAGAAUAUUGUUGAAUAUCUUCAGAAACAGUUCUGAUCCUCGAUCAUCCAUAUUACUACAAAUUAAUUAAUGUUUUAAAUUAAAUAUAUAUAUUAUCGUCACUUCUUAGUUUUCAAUGUGAUAAAUAAAAAUGGUCAUCAUCAUAUGUGCGUGUGUGAUGAUCUCAUCAUACAUUUCAAUUACGUACUCUUUAAUUUGUGUUAUUAUGGGAAUAAAGUAUAUUCUGUUUGAAAAGUUUGCUUAAAUUUA
Molecule: messenger RNA, 989 nt
Organism: Cannabis sativa
Lineage: Eukaryota; Viridiplantae; Streptophyta; Magnoliopsida; Rosales; Cannabaceae
Product: germin-like protein subfamily 1 member 13
Exons: 2
Coding region: 114-776 (220 amino acids)
Cellular component (GO): cell wall
Molecular function (GO): manganese ion binding
Source: RefSeq, a predicted model, not a curated record